Amoebophrya sp. A25 is the source of this 13733-nucleotide messenger RNA. The record is from the annotation of a GenBank genome assembly. NCBI's taxonomy places the organism in Eukaryota, Dinophyceae, Syndiniales, Amoebophryaceae.
GCCUCAUCACCUGACAGAGCAGGAAGAGGAUGAGGAGAUUGACCAGAAAAAAACACGACAGGGCGUUGGAGAAUCCACUGAACGAACGCGGCGUGGUGAAGUAUACGUUAAGGCCGCGUUUUUCAAGUCUACCUUGGUCAGGAGCACCGUCGUCUUUCGUGAGCAGAUCAAAGAUCUUUUAUUUUCAAAGAUCUUUUAUUUAUUUUCUUUAUUUUCAAAAGGAAAAGCCUGGCCAUCGUCGUUCUAUAUCAGGAUCAGCAGGAACAGUCGGGAAAAUGCCAACGAGCGAAGCUAGGCUAGCGGGUAGAGCUCGUCAGGGAAAUCUUAGGCGGGUUGCCGAGUAGAUUCGUAUCAUCAUUGUCACAAAUAUAUUUAAACAAGGAAACUCUAUACUUUUUUUGAGUAACGAAUCGGUCAGAAACAGAUAUCGGCACUUCGAACUCGUGGAUUUGAAUGGUGCAACCUUUAGUUACUCCCUCUAAUAGAUGAAAUGUGCGUCGUAGCCAGUUGGAGUACGAAUAUCGUGGAGGACGGCGACGGCUUACUACUUUUAGUGCUAAAACAAUGGAACGAGUGGCAAGAUACCUGGUUCCACACUACUCCAACACUUCAAGCGAUGAUGAGCCUCUGCAUUCCUCGUAUUCUAUGCAUGCUUACUCGCAAUUCCGACCAGUGGCUUAAGGCAUAAAGGUUGCUAGUAAAAAAAGAAGAGAGAAAAGUGGUACUAGAGAAUGACCACUAGAGGCGUAUGAUGGGGAAGAAAAACCAGAAGGCUGCUAGUUGGAAAGGGGAAAAAUGAAAAACUUGCUAGCGAAACGGGGGAGAAGUAAGGAGAAGAUUGCUGUGUAAGAAGGUUGCUAGUUGAAAAGGGGAAAAAUAGAAAACUUCCUUCUAGGAAGCUGCUCUAAUAGGAAGCGGAUGAGUUACUAGCACCCUUCACGCCGACUCAUCGCAACGAUUACCGGGACAACAUACACAACAACAGAGACGAAAACCUCGAUUACUCGUCUACAACAAGUCCGUCAACGUUCUCGCAAGGAAAUGGAAAGGACACAUCUACUGACGAAGUUGAAGCAGAAAAGGACACUUCUACUAAAGAAGGUGAAAUUAUGCUCCCAAGAAGAGGUAGAAAACUCGUGGUGAUAGUACUACUUACAUACACAAAUAAAAAGACCAUUAUUCUACAUACAUAAUGUAGAAUUAUUGUUUCAUCCUAGGAUUAGGAUUACUAGGUGGUCAUCAUUCUUCCACAGAUAUGUUCGGGUAAAAGUUUGUGAUGAUUUCACUCUAGAAGUACUAGAUUGAUGAUCACUUCAUCUUUUUCACAGAUAUGACGGACCACGUCAACAAAGUAGACCUACUUUUUCUAAUUGCUUCGAUUCUUAUGGGGAUGUGUUUCCAGUUGGCGAUGAGGCCUCUGAUUCUUCAGGCGUCAUUGUGGGAAGCCAAGCCAUCGGUGACAGCCCUCCCGCGAGCUUUAUCAACGUCAAAAAUAGUAAACAACAACAAGAAGCUUUGGCGGUGGAUCCCGAGAACCGGGUGACCGAUACGUUACUUUAAGGCAUCUUGUUAGAAAAAAUGGGAAAACUUGUGAAGAAACCCAAAGCAAGCAUUUCCGCUUAAGCUACUUACUGAUUGAAUGGACUUUACAGUAUUGAUUUCAAUCUCAUGUAAAGGAAAGUAAGUAGGUAAUUCCCGUUCUGGUUCAUUACUAAAGUCAAUAGAAUUUUCUAAGUAGAAAAGUUGUUACGGCGAUUUCCUUGGUGCAUAUGGAACAAGAUUCUUCAGCCCUACUUGAAAAUAUUCUCUCUAUCGGAGCUUCAGCUAUUAUGUAGAGACGAAUCUGCAUGAUAGCAGCUCGCAUAUGCCUUCUCUAAGUUAGGAAACCAGAAGGACGACGGGAAGCGUCGAGGCAGAGAAUGUACAAGCAGUAUUCAGCUCAUCGUGGGUUGUUCGAGCGAAUUACUGACCAUGGCCUCGUCCAAAACAUUCAGGAUUCGCCGCCCAAGGAAGGAAUGCUCAGAGAGCUUGCGCGUGCCAUGUUCGAGAGGAUCACUCGUAGUUUGCUCGGAAAAAAUUUCGAAGGAGCUAGCCAAAUGCCCGAAGAGGAGGGUACUGAGCACGAUUUCGUGCACGCGUUGACGCAGUUUGAGCUUCAGACAUCGCCACCAUCUCCAACCCCUUCUUCGGCAGAAGGGUUGUCCGGAGACUCUACUGCGAUGCGGAACGAGCGCGAAUUCUCUGAUCAGCUUGUCUUCGACCUCAGUGAUGUGCUGUACAACUACGCCAUGCCGCUUCUCGAAUAUCUGCAGCGCGAUCCACACAAUCCGCAUGAUGUCCGCCUCCACUCUGCCCAGCACGCUGAUCUUAGUAACAAGGUCGGCGAUUUCUCAUCGCUGCUAGAUUUAUGAUCAGUUCCCUUUGCUAGAAUCUUCGCUAGUGGGGCACGAGGAAGAGUAUCCAUCAGUGUGCAAAAUAGCUUCAACAGUGACUUUUUAUCGAUAGGAACUCAGAGGGACUCGAGGACUUCAAAUUAGGUGGUCGUGGUACCGAACUGCAUAAUUAUGUUUUGAGAAAGUUGAGCCAUGGUCAUGCAAACCAUCUGCUUCUAAUCGAGGAGGCCGUCAGCCAGCUAGAAACAGAUAGCAAAGCUCUCUCCUACGUCCACAAUGCCUUGUAUUCAGAACUUUAUGUCGAACUCGAACAGCGAGGUCUAGGUCACGUACCGCAGGACAUUUGUCUCAAGUUGCGGGAGGCAAAGGGCUGGUUUGCGACCGACACACAGAAAGAUACGCUUGAAAACUGCAAAGCCAAAGGAGACAUCUUAUGGUCAGCUUUUCUCUAUCCAUCUCCCUCGCCAUCUUUUCGAUGUCCUUUUGAUUGUUUCCAUAGAAGAAUACAAGGAGAAAGGUGGUAAGACUGGGGGACCAACAUGGAUUCUGGAACAGUCUAAAAAUUGACGUCUUCCUGGAAGAAUUGGACGACAAGGAAGCCCUGCUGAGCGAUGUAAGAGAUCGUACCAAGGAUCUACGAGUAACUUCUACUUCUUUCCCACCACAAACUGCAACUCCGCGCGAAACCUUAUCCGAGAAUAGCUGCAUGUCGAGGCUUCAUUAUCUCGAAAAAAAGCAUGACGAGGAAGUCAACCUCUUGAAUGACAUGUUGUUCAUUUCCAGUUUGCUGACAGUAUAUCUUGGACUUCCUGAUUUACCUGAAGCCAAUUUCAAAAAGCUCGACAAACUAGCAGGCGCGAUGACUCGCCAAUAUUUAUGGUUGAUGUGUAGUUUUUGUUUUUUUACAGAAACAGAAUGCUUAAGCCAGUUCAAGAACAUGAACGCCGAUCGACACUAAUUCAUUAUGAUUCUGAAAUACUAGACGAUGUAACAAGAAAGGGUGACUACUUCUCCAGAACAACCUCAGGAACGCAUGUGAAACAAAACAUUAUAGACGAAACAAGGCCGGAUUAGGUUGUAAACCCUGCGCCGUUCCUACAAGAAUAGAGACUACAACUUGUACAGAAUAAUCUUAAUCGUGGUGUAGGUUCAAGUUCAACAUGAACGCCGAUGAACCCAAAGUGAUUAUGAUUCUUCUAAAGGUAGCGUAGACGUUCGUCUUUAUCCUAUAUUCAUGUGAUUAUACUUUAGACUACAGUUGCCACGAAUACGAUAGUAGAGAACCACAAAGGGGCCACGGUCUGGUCGUUUGCAGUUAAUUGGGCAUGGUGAAAGACUAUGACUAGUAUCUCUAAUAAUGGAACAGGACCUGGAUGCCCUGAAAAAACAGAAGGGUGAAAUCGACAGAGAGGCAGAAAAAGUGGAACACAAGAGAAUGACAGAAGCCGACAAGAAGGCGACAGCUGACGCUCCUUAUGGUCAGCUUUUUUCCAUGUCUCUUAACAUCUCGAACUCGAUGUCGAUGCCCAUCUUCCAUAGAAGAGAUAAAAGAUGAAGGGCGCGGAGAUGAUGCGACCGAGAUGAAUAGAGGCGCUUUCUAAGGAGAAAAGAGCAACCACGACCUGGAGAACGUUGUUGACGCUUCUUCUGAAUCUGAAAAGGCAGCUGCCACGCUCCAAGUCCAAAAGCAAAGCAAUCACAACCUCCAGCUGGUUGCCAAGAUAUUUGCCGAUCAUUCGACGCUCUAUGACAAACUGAUCGACAAGAUCAGGACGCUAACCGAUACUAGCCGCAUAAUUUUAUGGUCAGCUCCUUUCAGUUUAAUUUCUCAAUGUAGUAAGUAUCCAUUACCAUUUCUAAAAAUGGUAAUGGUAAUGUAGGAUCUUUCGGUUUCGGGUAAUGCUUAUCGAUCCUUUUUUAUUUUUGUAGAAGUUCCAAUGAAAAAUUGUAGCGACCAGUUCUAAUGGAGAAAGGAACCUUGUUUGGAUUGGUCAAGCUUCAGAAGCUCGAGAAGUGUGUAUCGACACCAGAACCAGCUCCACCCGCUCCUGCGCCGUCCUCUCCAAGUCUCCGUGAGAAGAUUGGCGAUUCACAGAAGUUUCAAUGCCUCCUCGCGAAGUUUCGUGCAUACGUCGAAAGUGUGCUUGUGAACAUUAUGCUUUUUCGUAGGUCCAUAUUUCCCUGAAAACGAUAUCAGACAAAACUCUGAUUUAUUAUCAUGUUGAGUCGUCGUCUGAUAAUACAAACGACUUCAAUAAUUACAUCUUUUUCUAAUACAAGUGAUAGUGAUACGGCUUCGCGAGUGGAAUUGGCAGAAAUCUUGCAGAAAGAGCCGAGUCCGAAUAGCAAUGCCGUGAUGAUCUCGCACUUCCUUCUCUACGACAUGCGUUUCGUUUUCGCCUCCGUUCGAGGUCUUAGCGACACUUUAUGUCUGAGCCUUAUAAUAUAAUAUGUAUAAUGAUUUGUAAGUAGUGAAAAAUGUAAGAAAAUGAUAAACGAUUUAUUAUGACGACUUCUCCUCGCGAAUUUUUUUCAUUUCUAGAGUAUGCAUGUAAGUUUUUUCCUAUAUUAGUUUUUUCGUUUAGGGCUGAUGCAGUAGAGCGAUAAGUGCCUCGCUAAGGCUAUUGCGUUUGUGCAGUAGAGCAAUAAAAGGCUACUGUGAUCAAAUGCAAGCAAUCUGGCUUCAAGCUAGUUUUGUUGGUAGAAGGUCAGAGCUCCAGAGGAAUGCACGUAAUAUAUUAACAAUGUUGACCCCUUAUUUUAGUUUUACUUCAUCAAUGUUUUUUGGAUAUAAUCAAGGCUGUUAGGGAUCAUUGUGGGUAAAAUUGUAGGAACAUGAUAAAAAUAUUCAAUUGGCCUACAAAAAUCAUGUUCAUGCUACCUUCAAAUAAUAGAGAACGUCAUAUUCUAGGAACUCUUGUUCAUAGUAAGAAAGGAUCACAGGCGAAGCAAAGUGGAAAGAGACAGAUGCAGUGCUAGCAGAAAUGGAGCAACAAAUGAAGAAGGAUCGCAGAUUUAUGCUCGAAAUUCAUCUCGAUCUCUACUCGCGACUCUCGCAGGUAGCUGCACAAGGAGCCGUCGACCCGAACUCUCAGGCCAUUCUCGCGAAAAAAAUUGACUCCCGGAUUGCUCGCUUAAGAUUAUAUUAUCUUAAUCUCGGUUUCCAUUUUCUUCCUGAGGCAGCGGCUGCGUAUCUUCAUGUCUUAUAAGGAUAUCUUAAUCGCGGACUGUUUGCUCUCGUAAGGUUAUCUCUUUAUCUACUCAAGGUUCCAUUGUUUUAUUCUUCCUGAUAGAUGAGCGUCUGUGUACUAGCUCGUCUUAUACAACAUCUGUGGCCCUCAUCACUGAAUUUGUAAUCACAACCAGAAGUCGCCCUUCCCCAUAGACAGCACUAAUGCCGGCACACCGGGAUAAGGUAUCGCAACGACAUGCAGAAGGGGUACAGGUACAAGCACAAGGACGACGCGAGCAAGGAGAAAUAGAUGAACAUGAAGAACAUGAAGAAGACUUCUUCAAAGCCUCCGUUGCCAGUUUUUGGAAGAAGUACAUUCUGACGGAGGAAAACAAAAAGCAACUUGCUGCUCUGACAAGUGCGGCUGCUCCAGAGGAAGAGGAGAUGGCUACACAUUCACUGCCAUGGAAGGAAGUCGGCCAGCAGAAGUCUACAACAUCUACUGCUAGUACGGACGAGGAAAAGCCAUAUGAGGUUUUUUUCACUCUGGCCACGCAGCAUCAUUUCGAGAUAGUGCUUCAGGAAGAGAUGGCAGAAAUCCUUAAAGUGGAGUUGAAACUGGCCACUGAGUUAAGGUUGCAUAUGCAGUAGGGUAGGUAGACCACAACCUAACCUAGCCUAACCUGGUUGCAAGUAUGACCCUGAGGCUGAGGGGAUUCAGAGCGUCUCUGCUGCUAAAUAGUUGAGCUUUUUUAGUUUGCCAAUUCUCACUCCAAUUAUUUUAUUAAAGUAGUUUUUAGAGGUAGAGCAUCUCUACUAGGUAGUGUCUUUGAAUGAUUGCUAUCCCACUUCCAAGAGACACUGAUGAAUCUGAAUGCUCGUCGUAAUAUUUUCUGCACAACUGAUGUUCUUUCGCUUCACUUGUUUCCAUUUCUGUACAACUGCUCGGGUGCUAUCACAUUCGAGCGACUAUCACAUGAUCCGAGCUGCUCGGGUACUUACUAUCAUAUCUCUUCCUCUAAAAGAUCCGCUCGAGGAUGAAGAACGAAAGCUACAGGACUUACGGCAAAUUGGGGAUGAUCUGCAGUCGCAAGUACAGGAAGACAGCCGCGCGCUGAAGAUACAGAGCUUUAUCGUCAGUCAGUGGCUCAAGGAAUUGCGCGAGGUUUUCAAAGAAAAAUUUCUGCGUGGCGAUCCUGGUGAAGCGCCCUUCUUCUUCCAAGUGCAUGUUAAGAAUUUUUUUGCCGGUACUCUAGACACGAAGAGCGCGCACCUCUCGGACGACAUUUUACUCGGAUGCGACCCCGCUGUUCCGAAGGCAGAUGCUCUACCCCAGGGAAUUGACUUAAGGCCGCUAUCGGGAAUCCGUUUUCAUAUCUAUUCAUCUCUUGCUUAGUAAGUUGAUCUUGAUCAACAUCACGUCAAGAACAAAAAUAGAAUGUAUUUUUAAGGAUGAAGUAUUUCAAUCCAUCAUUCUCGGAGUCGAGCAGGUGCCGCUGGGGCUCGAAGUGCAGGGUCCAUAACCUAAACUAACCUUGAAUAUAAAGAUAUUCUUCUUCAUCUUCUUGCUCUCUGUCUAAUAGAAGUUCGCAACAAAAUUACGAUCCUUCGGACGAACGCAGCAGAAAGAAGAGACCGUAUUGCCUUCAAAGGGACCAGCUCGCAGCACUUCGUCGAUAGCAACUUCAAUUACGGCUCGAUACAAUUCAUUUCUACUAGCCAAUUCUGCGUGUUUCCUUCUUACAGAAUUGCUCUGAAGAAAUGUCUGCAAGCAAGAAGUGGAUUGCUUUGCGGUCUAAUUCAAUUCACUCUAUUCCAAUACUGCAGAGACCGGAACAGCGACCAAAUUCUCUGCGUACCUCUCGCGCGAGGUUCUGCGCGGAUAUCAGCUGUACGCCGCGCUCUAUACCGACAUGCACUUCUACUACUGGCACUACUAUCGCCGCUUCUGCCCCUCGGGCCAGCCUAAGAAUCAUCUGGAGAGUGCGCUCGAGUGCGAGUACGACCGAGUCGUGCGCUUGCGUUGGCAGCUUGUAGAAAAAAAGAUUUGCACCGAAGUGGAUUCCGACGAUUCCACGCCCAUGGAGCGCCGCUCUGACAUCAGCAGGAUGAAUAAAGAGCUAGUGACUCUCGUGCCGCCCAUCUGCCCCAGGCUCCCGCUUCGUCCAACACUGGAGGUGAGAAACGGCCUUGAGCAUUUUCAGACAGUGCCCCUGUUAAGGAUACCGGCAACCCAUCUCCCGCAGCAUCUUUUAACCAGUUUGUACUUGGAAAGUGCUAAAAGAUGUUAUAAAAGAUGGGGUGUCGGUGCCUCUAAUGAAGAGAAAGGAGAAGGAACAAGAACUGCUAAGCCAGGCCAAACAAUCAAUUAUCGACUUGAGAAAUGAGAUGCAGAAGAUGGACAAGCGACGCAAGGAGUACCAAUGGCUAGUGGACCAUGGAGGCAAAGUCCUCCCUGAUUCAGCCAUCGCAGAGCUUCCUUCGCAGAUAAACAAGCUUGAAGCAGACCUCUCGUACUUCCGCAUCCAAGUGUACGAUCUCAGCGAGUCUGUGCAGCCUCCGCAUAUCUACCAUGAAGGGAGCUUCGACGACCUUGACCAUGACAUCUCAUCGACCGCAAAUCUCAUCAGCAGUGGAUCUUCGCAAUCAGCGACAAUCAUACGCGUAGUACCCAAGCUGUACCUGUACGCCGCAAGCGUCGCAGCACUCGCUCCCCCGCCUUGGUACAAUGAGAUGAACAUACACACGGAAAUAGGCCGACUGCAACUCAAGCAUGAGGAGACAAUACAGCUGCAGAAAUUUUUAUGCGAAGAUUCAAAUACGUGUGAAAAAUGAAGAAUGAAGUUGAAGAGGAGUUUACAUUCCUUAUUGCUCCUCCUCAGAUGAUUUUGUUGAAUCAUAACAUCACACUUGCACUCAUUACGUUAAUCACAUUACAUUGCAUUACAUUACAAUACAUUACAGUACUCAUAGAUACUGCGGCGAGCCAUACUCACAUCAUUUUUAUGCAAGCUAUUCACUAGAAGUCACUAUACGUAGUUAUCCAAGACGAGAAGUCGACCAAGACUUGCCAAUUGUAGUUGUAAAUCCAAGUUAUUCACUUUUACUAGUCAUUAAAUACCGUAGUUAUCACCCACCUCUAAGUAAGGCUUAUAGCGAAAUUAUACCCCAGACAAAUGGGUUUGCCGAAAUCCACGUAAGUGCAUUCUUCGGAACUCUGAGACAGAACGCGCCAGCCCCCAUUCUUCCUGCAGCUUAUCCCGGCGAAGAACUGACGAAGAUGUCGUGGGGUGUGGAAAUAGCAGAAAAUAAUGACUCAGACUCGUAUUGUUAUGGAUUUUUUUAGCAAAAACUCCACUCACCUAUUUGCAAAGCGGGGCGACUCAAUGUGAAGGACCCCUCAACUGACCUAACGUCAGAAAAAAGGUCACGAUGAAUAGUUAGGCCCUCACCUCCUAUUUCACUUAGAAGCAAGCACUUCUUACCUGACCAGUAUUCUGACUGAGUUUUCAUUUCUCGCGUGACCGUCUAAGAUGUUCUUUGUUGAUUGCGGACCUAGACUUGUGGAAAGACAGUGAAUACGUACCUAUUAAUCAGCCAUAUUGCUGUGCGUCGCACGUCUGCGACGUGAGGGUCGCUCGCGAGCAUAAUGAUAAUUUUGGUGGAGCGCACCUUGAUACGUGUACAGGUCAACGCCUAAACCACUAAGCCAACUAGAAAAAACAAAAACCCGGAAAAGUAAGAUAGAAAAAGAAAAGGCUCAAUGAGCCAGGGAUGAUAAUGGCUCUAAGUAUUGCCUCCGAACUUGGAUGCGCGUCGCGAAAUUGAUUUCCUCCGUCUGGAGUUCGACCGAAGAUUAAGGAAAGAUGAAGUUAGAAGUCAGUGCUUUUCCGAGUUCGGGCUCCAUCGCUUUAAUUCAUUAGGUAGAAGUCAAACCCUCUGGCACUUAUCUCACGCCUCAACCGUGACUAGGUAGAAGUUAGUCGUCAGGGAAAUUUUCCGCAUAAUCUCGCUAAAUGGAUUCAAGUUGUGAGGGACAGGACGAACAUCACAAAGUCUGAGCUCUUUGCUUAAGAUGACUCUUAAUCACGAAAGCCAAAACAAGACUGACAAAGAUACACAUUAUUUAGGUCUAAGUACAUAAGUCCAAGAAACUACGCAUAGAAGGCCCACCGCUAAGAAGGUGGAGCAGCUAUCUCGAAGUGGUAAAAAUCUAUUCACAACACGAUCACGACAAGACAACGAGCACUGCGGAGACGGACGAUUCUGACUUCUGGGUCGACGUCGUAGCAAAAGGGUUUACUCUAUACACAGAGCUUCAUAGCAACAUGUGGAUUUACUAUUGUACCUUUCACAGCAGUUCCUCAUAUUAAGGCUUGAUAUAAUUCAUUGGUAGAAGCUGUACAUUGCUAGAUUAAGGCUUGAUCGAUUCAUUUCCAGACUCUGAGAGUUCAUUUUCUUCUGUUUCCACUUACUUUGGACUAGGAAAAAGAGGUUAGCUUAUAUGAGAGCAGUUUAUAGCACGCAUGGUGCAUGGAGUGCGUGGGGCGCAGAGCUUUAAGGGGCGCAAGGAGCUCCCCCUCUGGCUCCAUGCUACUCCAUGCGAUCUAUGCACUCCAUGCCAUGCGAGCUGUGAAGCCUUAUAAGUUGCUCUGUUAUAUAUGACUCAGGGCCGGACGGUACCCCCUCCCCCCUGUGGUCUGGUCUGUGGUGGCGCGCGCGCGCGCUUUUCCGCGGGGAUUUUCGCGGAUUCUAGUGGUGGAAGGCGUCAAAACUUGGCGCGGGCCUCCCCUUGGGCCUCUCAGCGUGUUCCUAAAGGGCCCCCUGGCCUCUGCUGACCCUCGUCGCAGGCGGGCGGCUUCCGGGGUGAAAGGCUGCCGAAGGCGGCCACGGUCGCAAGAGCUGCAAGCAACCCGGUGACCAAGGGCCUGGAGGGUACAGGCGGCACGGCUCAGGGGGUCCAGCCUCUCGGCUUUUGCCGCCUUCGGAGGCCUUUCGCUGCCGGCGCACUGCUGCGGCGGCGAAGCCUAACGGAUGCACUCAGGGCACAGGCAGGCACCUGAGCGGGGGCGCAGGCGGUCCCUUGGGCCUCUUUUGAAGCCUCCCACCACCAUCGGAGGCCCCUAGGGAACAGCCAGGCAGCUGAAAGGGAGCGGAGGGGAGGUCACUGGGCCCCCUUUUGAGGCCUUCCACCCCCGGCAAACGCCUUAAAAAGGGGGCCAGGGCGCACGGCCCCCCGCUAGGGGGGGCGUCGCCCCGCGCCUUGGAACAUGUAUAAGAAGUCUUUUCUUUGUGGUUUUUUUCGUUCGAACACUCCGUGCAAACUGCAGCACCUAGCAUUGGGAAAGGAGGGCCGCAUGUUGGCAAAUGGACGCCAAUUGAAGAGCGACUAAGGAAAAUACGCGAGAAGCUACAACGCGAGGGAAAGCCGUUACGACAUAAAAUUUUUAAUUUUAUCGCAUUCAUUGGGUUACACAUUUCGUAGCGCAAACGUUGUUAAAGCCCUCACUAACGUUGUUAAAGUCGUCACUGGAAUACUGAAAUUGGCAACGAACAAUAGCCCUACUUGUAGAUAUUCUCCCACACCAUCACGAUUCAGCCCUGAGUUCUUGCACUCGAUACCUUGAAAUAAGCAAGUAAAUUCGAGAAUAGUUCUAAGUUAGCAGCCCUCAUCUUAGGGCACUUUGCUCAGGAGUUAAUCCCUCUUAGGUCAACGCUUUACGCAGUUACUUCAGUUUUGCGAAUAGGAGGAUCUCUAACAAACAAAGAGGAGGUAGCAAAAUUCGCACCAUUGCGCCAGAAGCUUGCCGAGGAGGGCAAGACCUUGGAGAAGAUGCGCAAAAAGAUGAUCGAAGAGGGAAUAUGUGCGGAAGACAAAGAUGCCUGGUGCAUGCCAUUUUUUCCACGCCUCGGUUGGCUUCCGGUUAAGGUUGUUGCCAUCAAAUUUCCCACUCUGCUCAACAAAUAAAUAAUUGGAUAGUAUGCGUACUUAUGCUGUAGAAGUUGCACAAGGAGAAAUCGCUGUGAUAAAAUUUCAAAAAAGAUGUGAUGAAAUUUAUCCACGAGAAUAGCCAUCUUUCUAAUGAGCCGGAGACCGAGUGUGACUUGCAAGUGCGUACGCGCGCAGCUAUGCAUGCUCAAGAACGCAGUGGCGAGGACUCCAGAGCAUCUACCGCAGAGAAAAAUGAGCUGAACCAGGUGCUUACAGAACUAACUACGGAAAUCCAGAGGAUCAACGACAGACGCAUCAAGUACGCGCAAGAAUUAUUAUUUGGGACAAACCGUUUCCCCGAAGAGGAAGAUUUUUUAGGCCAAAACAUGAAUUUUACUUCCUUGCUCACGUGUUCUAUGGAAUUAGAAGUAUUAGAUAGCUCCUUAGAUAAUUAAUAAGAAAGUUUAAGUUUGUAGAAGAAUCGUGAGAAAGAGAUUGAGCACAGACUCCAAAACAGAGACACGAAUAAAGCCGUCUGCAUCCUCGAAAGUCUCUCCUCUUUCCAGACAGGGGGCACUUCUUCCUGUACUAGUUCACAAAUUCCUUCUUUUUUUCAUUAUUAAUGAAUGAAAGGACUAAGGCGCACCUUCCAACCUAUUGCAUCACUUGUUUUGUGAAGUUUUCGAAGCUUUUCCUAGUCAGGUCUACCCCACCGCGGAAAAUUACUAGUGAAAAGACAAAAGCAGCUCUAAUGAAUGCAUUUCGGUGGAUACAAUGGAAGAGUGAAGAGGCGGCAUAUCAGGUCAACCGUUUCGGCCACAGGCUGUAUUACCUGUUAUGAUCAUCUUGAUUAUAAUGUAGAGGGGGCCUCCCUCGCUGGUACAUAUAUGCGAUGGCUAUCUUUAUCAUGCUAGUUUUUUCGUCUUCAUUUUGAAGAUGACCUCUUUUUCGCCUGUGGUUGCAGCUAAUUAUAUGUGAAUAAAUCAAUGUGGAAUCUUCAUAUCUCCAUGAUAUUCGAUAAAUGGACCAUUUAUUAAGGACAAUAGGCUCUUAGAGCAGUCGCGUGGCUUAAGGAAGCCAAGCAUAAUGCUUCUUCAUGCAAAAAUAUGUAAAAGACAACAAAGAGACAGACGCACACACACCUCGUGGAGAACGAUGCAAGGGCACCCUAUCCUAUCCUGCUCUUUACAAACAAACAACAAGUAAAUGCCCCUAGUAGGUAAAGGCUACAUCACAUCAUCUUCAUCAUCGAUCAGAGAAAGAAUUUUGUAAGACCAUUCUAAUUUUCAACGCAAAUGUAGGAUUUGACGUGUACCAUUUUGAUUUUUUGCCCAAUGGGGGCAUUUCCUCCAAGCGAGCGAUGGAAAUAACAUGGGUAGCCAAAAGCCUCCUAGAUAAUGCGCAGCUUUAUUCUCGCGAAUGGGACCAGGAUUGCGCAUACGAGUUGGGUGUGAACGGGUUUGACAAAAGUUGCACGGACACAGUACGAAAGUUAAGGAGAGGCUUUAACGUGAAAAAGAUUGAUCUCCCUCUGAAAAGAUUCAUCUCCCUCUAAAAGGAUUCACAUUCCUCUAAGAAUAGCAUCAGAGACUCCACGUGCAGAUGACGCGGAAGAUGGCGACACUCCACCAGGGCCUCCAGAGACUCCAGGCUCUCCAGGCUCUCCAGGCUCUUCAGAAGAUGAGUAGGAAGGAACAACAGAGGGCUUUGAUAGCGAUGCUCUAUCUUCCAGGACCCCUAGUGGAGAUGUACCAACACCGAGUUUUAGCCUCGUACCAGACUCCAUACGACUAUGAGCACAGCACUUCCUGUGGCAUGAAAUAGUCAUGUCAUGUUUUGCUAGAACGUAUCUUCCCGAAGAACAUGGAGUGUGGACGUAAAAUUGAAUACGUCAAAGGGGCCUUUUUCCCCUUUUGACAUCGCAGGAAGUUGGAUCUCGUACAUUGUGUUUGUAUUUUAUCGUUCUUAAAAGAUGAACGGCGCAUCUGAUAAAGUUCGCCUCCUUGAAAGAAGCAUGGACCUCUGUUGAACCCCAUUGCACUUACAACUUUCCACUCGUCAACAGUAUUUCUAUUUUGUUUAGACCCCGUGACAGUUACUUUCCCCUGUGACUUGAAAUCUUCUUUGAAAUGGUUCUUACCAAGACCUCAUCACAGUGGCUAAGAUUGCCACUCAUUACGAGGUGAUCUUGAAAAGAUGCACGAAUCGGACACGCUAGGACUCCCGACAAGUGAAC